AAACAAAAAAAUAAAAAUAAAAGCAACAGAAAUUCCUCAGUCGCUUAAGCUCAGUUCCUUCCUUCCACACUGCUCCAAACUGUCGGCACUUUCCCGCCUCGAUUUUCACGCGCCGCCGUGAAAUCAGUUGCUGCGCUUUGCCCCACAUUAUGGAGAGCCUCUGUUGCCUUCUCGUUUUCUGCAUUCUGCUCGGCUCCGCCGCCGCGGCGGGGGACCUGCAUUGGUCCCCGGCGACGGCGACGUGGUACGGCAGCCCCGAGGGCGACGGCAGCGACGGAGGCGCGUGCGGCUACGGAUCGCUGGUGGACGUGAAGCCGUUCCGCGCGCGCGUCGGCGCGGUGAGCCCGGUGCUCUUCAAGGGCGGCGAGGGCUGCGGCGCCUGCUACAAGGUGCGGUGCCUCGACCGCUCGAUCUGCUCGCGCCGCGCGGUCACCGUCAUCAUCACCGACGAGUGCCCCGGCGGCUACUGCUCCGGCGGCCGCACGCACUUCGACCUCAGCGGCGCCGCCUUCGGCAGGAUGGCCGUCUCCGGCAACGGCGGCCAGCUCCGCAACCGCGGUGAGAUCCCCGUCAUCUUCCGGAGAACUCCGUGUAAGUAUCCUGGGAAAAACAUCGCGUUUCACGUUAACGAAGGAUCGACUAAUUAUUGGCUCUCAUUAUUGGUCGAAUUCGAGGGUGGCGAUGGCGAUGUAGGAUCCAUGCACAUAAGAGAGGCGAACUCGAACCAAUGGCUAGAGAUGACUCAUAUAUGGGGUGCGAGUUGGUGCAUCAUCGCCGGCCCUCUACAAGGGCCAUUCUCCGUUCGGCUAACCACCUUAUCCACCGGAAAAACCUUGUCCGCGAGGGAAGUAAUCCCUCGGAAUUGGGCUCCGAAGGCUACCUACACCUCCCGCCUCAAUUUCAACAAUUGACCUUCUAGUAACGCUUUAUACCAAGUUUAAAGUAAAAAUCCUAUAUAUUUAGUAUUUCAUAUAGCGUCUAAAGUUAAAUAGUGUGAUUCUAAUCCACUUCAAAAGUAAAAGUAGCCAAGAAAAAUUGCAAUCCCUAGCUAUGGCUAACUUUUUCUUUUUUGCCCAUCUUUAGACGAGCAAUUUAUGUUCUAGUUUCGUGAUUUAUUCGAUCUGCACGUACUGAAUUUAUUGUACGGUAGCAUGAAUCGAUAAAAUAAAACACGAAAUGGAGGCAUGGAGAGGAUUAGAGCUUUUUUUUUUUUUUUUUUUUUGUCUUCGUUUUUUUGCCCCUACUAUGUGUAGUGUGUGAAGCAUUGUAAGUGUUACUAGUGUAUGUAGCCCUCUCCAAAGGAGAGAGUGCGGUGGGAAGUGGGGUUUUAGGUAUAAAAUCUAGUUUGUGAGUGGUGUUGCUUUUUUGCAUUGAGUGAGGGCACAAGUUAUGGUUGUAUGUUGUUUCAUUGCAAUAUAAUAUAUAUAAAUAGUGAUAUUUGUUUUUA
This is a messenger RNA of Salvia miltiorrhiza (redroot sage), 1447 nucleotides long. RefSeq names its product expansin-B3-like. The coding region runs from base 150 to 911 and encodes 253 amino acids. The record is from RefSeq and is a predicted model, not a curated record. Gene Ontology annotation, biological process: sexual reproduction. The transcript has 3 exons. Gene Ontology annotation, cellular component: plasmodesma; extracellular region. NCBI's taxonomy places the organism in Eukaryota, Viridiplantae, Streptophyta, Magnoliopsida, Lamiales, Lamiaceae.